AAUCAUAGUAACUAUUAAACAAAAUAAAUCGAUUCCCAUAGUUACUAUUUGUUACUAAGAUAUGUAAUUACUUAAAAUGUUAUCAUCUUCUCUCUCUCUCUCUACAUUGUCCAAUUUAUAGACUAUAAAGUUAAUAUAAAAACUGAUCUAUUAUAAUUCAUUUGAUUGAAUUCAUCCGUGUAAUCAUACUGAUUAAAGAGAUAAUCAUGGUUAAAUUAAAUUCUAAUUUAUUCCUAUGGAUUAUAUUAUUAUUAUUCUUUUAUUCAUUACAAUUAUUCAAUGAAAUAUCUACUCAAUCUAUUAAUAAAGAUGCAUAUACUUGUCCAUAUUUAUGGAUGCAUUGGAAACAAAGGCGUACAUUUGGUUGGAUAUGCGGUUCAGUAUCAUAUUUACAAACAAAAGUUCCAGGUGUAAAAUUUGAAAAUGAUUGUUGUCCAGGUUAUGAAAAAACUGAAUUAUUAGAUAAUAAAUGUGCUUUUAUUGAUCGUUCAUGGCAAACUAUUAUUGAUCAAUUAAGAGAUCAAAAAAGUUUACAAAUAGCUCAAACAUUAACUAAUGGUAAUAAUUUACAAGAUUUAUCAUCGAAUUCAACUAAGAAUGUUUAUACCGUUUUUGUACCACAACAUGAUGAUGAUAUUACAUUGAAAGAAUUGGAUUAUAUCAGUGAUACCAAUGCUGUAGGCGCAAUGGUCUCUCCUGGUCGAUGGUAUUCAAAAGAAUUUCAUAAUGGUCAAAAAAUUCCAACCACUAAAGGUACUAAUAUAAAAGUGACAACUUAUUCUAAUGGAUUAACUUUCUUGGAUUGUAAAGCGUUACUAAGUCCAGAUCAUGAAGCAUCAAAUGGUUUAAUUCAUCGAAUCGAUGGAGCUCUUCCACCUACUUAUAAAUAUCCAACAGUUUUGAAACGUCUAAUUGCUGAACCAGAUCUAUCAUCAUUUGUUCAAAGUUUACCACAAGAUAUAAAAAGAAAAUUAGAUGAACCAGAUUCAAUUGAAUGGUAUACAGUAUUUGCAGUACCAAAUAAUAUUUGGAAUAGAAUAACAUCAGGAAUUGUUUCAACAGAACUCAAAGAAGCUUUAGCACGACAACAUGUCAUGAAUAAAAUGCUUUGUUCAGAUGCAAUUGUUAAAAAUACUAAACGUGUUGGUCCAACAUUAGCUGAAACUUAUAUUGGUAUUGAAAGAAAUUCUAAUGGGAAUUUAAUUAUGAAUGAUAUAUGCAAUAAACAAAUACCUAUUCAACGUACUGAUUUAAUGUCUGGUACUGGAGUUAUACACAUCAUUGAAAAUUCAAUAAGUAGUUUAGAAUCAAUGAAGUUAAAUGAAGCUCUUGAAUGCUUAGAAAAUAAUCCCUCACUUAAUGUGAAACAAGCUGCCAGUGAAAUGCGUAAAUGUCAAAUAGAUCUUGGAGGUGGUCGUGAUAAUGUCAUACUUUUAUCGAAUGAUGGAGCUUUUCAAUCUAAAUUCUACAAAGAGAAUAUAAGACAACUACAAUUAGAUAAAUGUAAAUUAUAUUCACAUCAUUUAUUAAAAAUAAAAAAUCCUCAAAAUGUUGACGUAUAUAAAACUGGUUUUAAUCAAGAACAAGAAUUUACAACCCAAUAUACAGCAUUAGAUGAUUCAAAGUAUUCUGUUUAUAGUAGAUAUAUUAAAACAAGACAUGGUACAAAAUUAACAUUUAAUCAUGCUGAAGCAACUGACUUACAUCCAAUAAAGUUUCAUGAUGGCGUUAUCCAUAUUGUAAAACAAGUAAAUUUACCACCACAAGGUGAUAUCUCUUCUUUGAUUCAACAAAAAUCAAAUACAAAGGAAAUUUCAACAAAAUUUCUUUCAACUAAUUUUCAUCAACAAUUAAUUCCAUAUUCACCGAAUAUUCUAUUCUUGGCACCAAUUGAUGCAGGAUGGAAAACAAGAGAUUUAGAAAAUUCUUAUUCCAUUGAACAAACUCGUAAACUUUUACAAUUGCAUACUAUUCCACAUGGAUUUUUCGGCAGUGAUGAUGGUUUUAUUGAACGUGGUAGUGUACUUGUAGUUGAAUCACUUUUAACUAAUUUACAAGGUGAAAAAGUAGAAUUAUUCAUUAAACGUACACCAGAUGGUAAUACAUUUGUUGGUCAUAAAGAUCUUAAAGAAGAAUUAUGGUCUAUGGUGAUUGAUUGGAAUAAAGUUGGACAGAAUGGUAUUGUUUGGUUUAUUGAUUGGCCAAUGAAAUGUCCAGAACAAUUAUGUUAACAAUGUUUAAUCAAUAUUUUAAUGAAUUUUAACUUUAAUGAUAAACAACUAUUAGUCUAUUGUUUAUUGAUCCAUUAUGUUUUGUUAUAGUAAAUGAUUGUUUAUUUAGUGUUAAAUCUUUUUCAAUAGUGAAAUAUAAAACUUUUGUUUUAUG
Messenger RNA from Schistosoma bovis, 2385 nucleotides. The record is from the annotation of a GenBank genome assembly. NCBI's taxonomy places the organism in Eukaryota, Metazoa, Platyhelminthes, Trematoda, Strigeidida, Schistosomatidae.